AUGUUUAUCCAAUUGAUCAUUUAUGCAGUUCCAUCGAUUUAUGCAUUCUAUUAUUUCAAUCCCAUGUCAUAUUACAUGAUUUAUUGUAAAAUUCGAAUGUAUCUUAUUCUCUCAUCAGCACUAAUUUAUCAUUGGUCGUAUGCUGCUGCUUCUUUCGAUCGUUAUGCACUUUCAUCAACAAAUGUUCGUCUAAGACAAUUAGCAAAAGUGAAAACAGCCAUUCGCAUGUUAACUGCAAUCUGUUUGGUUUCACUGACAUUUUCAGUUUAUGUACCAGUUGUGUAUGAAGUCAAAUCAUCAACAUGUAGUAUAUUCAAUAAUCCAGGUGCAACAUUAUUUACGACAUUAUCAAGCAUUUUGCUGAAUGCAUUCAUUCCGACGACAAUCAUGAUUAUUUGUACUUUAUUGAUCUGGAAAAAUCUGAAAGAAAAACGACAACGUCGUCGAAACUUGUUCAAUCGAGAAAACAAUAAUCUUGCGCAAGAAAAGCAGGAUCGACAAGCACUUCGUAUGUUACUUGUUCAAGUGAUUGUGCUUGUUCUUAUUCGAAUCCCUUGGCUCAUCUAUAGCAUCAACAAUGUGAUUUCAUCUUACGUCACAAAUAAAAGUUCAGAACGAAUUGCAAUUGAAAACUUCAUCACAGCUGUAGCUGGUGCGUUCUCGUUUUUAUUUCCAUCAAUCUCAUUCUAUGUGUUUACAUUAGCAUCAAGUUUAUUUAGAAAUGAAUUAUUUUCUCUUCUCAAAUUUUGCUUCUGUUGUAAACGUUUUAUCUACAAUCAUCAAGUCACACCAGCAGAGAGACAUAGGACAUAG
Adineta ricciae is the source of this 813-nucleotide messenger RNA. NCBI's taxonomy places the organism in Eukaryota, Metazoa, Rotifera, Eurotatoria, Adinetida, Adinetidae. The record is from the annotation of a GenBank genome assembly.